Molecule: messenger RNA, 3162 nt
Organism: Larimichthys crocea (large yellow croaker)
Lineage: Eukaryota; Metazoa; Chordata; Actinopteri; Sciaenidae
Gene: axdnd1
Product: axonemal dynein light chain domain containing 1
Exons: 26
Coding region: 141-3128 (995 amino acids)
Source: RefSeq, a predicted model, not a curated record
GACCAGGAAGUUGAAACUCAGUAGAGACUGGAAGGGACGGUUCUAUUUUGGGGGCAAAUAAAACAAACUUCUUCGCCCACAUGGCUUUGUCAAAAUUUCAGAAUUUUAUCGCCAACACCAUAUAACACCGUGACUCCAGGAUGUCUGCGUUAACGAGGGCCAGUUCAGCGCCAUGUUCACCGAGGCCGGAGCCAGCACUGGACACCAGAGGUGACGUGGUGGAGGUGAAUUUUCAAGUCCCAGCAGAGAGCAGAAGGGCACAGCCUCCUCCUGUCAACAACCAGAUCAUCCCAGAUGAACUGCUGGUCAGCCUUACCUCCACUGUCUGCAACACGAGCACACUGGGUCACACUGCACACCAUCGGCACUGCAAGGGCUAUGGAAUCAGACGGCCAGAUGCUGUUUGGCAUCACCCACUCGGACGCAAGAAAUAUAAACACUUUCUGGAGCAACCGACAUCCCUGACUGGAGCUGGCAGGGAUAUUUCAUUCCUGUGUGAUGCUAACCCAGUGCUAAGGAAGACAAGACAACUCCCACCACUGACUGACAGGAGUGACACUGAAGACACAGAGAACUUGAGUAUCACAGAAAGUCUGAUCCCGGAAGAAUAUCACAUUGUGAAAAACAAAGGGCUAGAGAGCCUUAAGUUGUAUGAGGAUGCAUUUACGGUGCAGCUGCAGGAUGAUGAGAAGAAGCUGCGAGUCUUCCCUUCACUGAGGCCCAGUGGCAGACAGGAAGCGGUCCAGCUGAUGAGGAUCAUGGAUGACAUGCUGAUGAAGGCUGGAGUGGAUCAGAAGAGUGAGGACCUGACUGAGCUGUCCCAGAUGGAGGGUCUGCUGGAAUUGGUGCGGGUGGAGCAGAACAUUUACAACCUUGUUUUCCAUGAACUGAUCAGGCAGGUCAGUGUAAACUGUGCUGAGAGAGGACAGCUGCUUGCCAAACUCAGACAGCGCUACCAGUCCCUGCUUGAGAGAAUCCCCCGCCAUCUGAAAGCUCUGCACACUGAGACAGUGAUGCAGCGGGCUCUAGACCGACGGCUCACAGAGGAGAUCCACUGUUUCAGGACAUCCAUCCAGCAGCUCAGCAUGGAACUGUCCAAGAUCCGAGACCACGAUGCCUUUGUUUCCCAGCAGGCAGAGCGUGCUCACCAGCAGCUGGCUGGAGCACUUGAACAGACUCACACCACCUCAGAUGUGGCCCAGGGUUAUCACGAGCUGUAUGAGCUGCAGAGGAGUCGCCUUGAGGCUCAGCUGCUCCAGAUGACUGAGGAGAGAGAUUACUGGAGCCAGGUCACUUUCUGCCUCGCCUUUAAGGUGAUCAGUUUGAGGAAUCUUAAGCUUGUCAGUCAGCUGCAUAUCAGCGAGCAGAACUGGUCAAAGACAGCAGAGCACUGCUGCCUUUACCUCUCUUCAAAGGACACAGGGGAUCUGAAUAUCAUUAUGGAGGUUACUGACAACUGGAAAGAGAAGCUGAGUGCUUUCACAUCCCAGCUGAAGAAGACUGAGCAUGCUCAGUGUGAACAGCUCAGUGCCAUCCGCCAAGGCAUCACCAUGUGGCUCAACUUCUGCACGACACAAAAUAAGUGUCCUGAUCCAAAAUAUGAGAAGGCUUCAUUGGAGAAGAUUGAUGCUGAUUUGAAGCAGUGGUCAGAUACUUUGGCCCUCCAGUGUGACCACUACCAAGGUGAGAAGCUGCUUUGCUGCCAGCAGACACUGGACGAACUGGGCCGUUUCCAGGGAAAAUGGGUGAAUAUGAGCCUUCAGCUGUUCAGACGACACCCUUCUCGGGAUGGUGAACCUCCUGGAGGGCAGCAGGCCUUAGGAGAGCUGGACAGGGUCCUGUCUGAGCUCCUUGAACAGCUGGACACACAAAUCAACGGAGAGAGUGGGAUCCAUGGACAGAUCAUGUCACUGCUCGGGUUGAUGGAGUCCUGGGUUUCCAAGCUUGGCUCUGCAAUUGGUCAGCCAGAAAUGAUGUCCGUCUCUGACUGGCUGAAAUUGGAGAAAGCGCUUCACAAUUGGCAGAGCUUGGCUGAAAAUGCCUUGCAGAAUGUCUCCAUCAUGCAGACAGAGAAUGAAAACAAAAACAAGCCUGACAUACAUACAGAGACAGAAAAGGUGUUAGACAAAGUUCAGGAGUUCAUAACAAGCCUGUCCAACUUUACUGAUGAUGAGAACCAGAGACUCAGUGAGGAGGUCACUUCUAUUCACAUGGCUCAGACUCGCUGGAUGUUGGAUCUGUUGAUCUUUAUGGUACCUAAUCAUAGCGAGGACCAGAACCAAGAGCAGGAACACCCCUACAUUACAAACAUCUCACAACAGACACUGGAUGAGGAUUCAAAGAUGCUGGCUAACAAACUGGACUGUUUUACCAGAUACAUCACCAGCUCUUGCAAUCUGAUUCUGGAGGAGCCGAACCUGAAUGAAGCUGAGGGAGAAAAUGUGAUGAAUGAGUGCGGAAAGCUGCAGACAGAGUGCAAUGAUUGGGUAGAGACCUGUAUAAUCCUGCUGUCAGACAUGAAAUGUGCCUUCAGCAGUGGUGUCCCAGUCUCUCCAGCAGACAGUCUGGUGAAUGUAAAUAUUUCAGCAAAGCCUACAGAACACGGUGAGGUCAAAGAUGAAACUGAGGGAGAACAGAGAGAGUGUGCAGCUGAAGGACAAGAAACACAACAAGAGCAGGAGGAGCUAACGGUCUGUCAAAGCCCUGUGGUGAAGCUGAUUGGCUAUGAUGGAAACAUUAUGCAAAAAAAGCUGGGAGAGAGCAGUGUUCACCUGAGUGGGACUGAAGAUCUGGUUGUGUCUCCAGAAACAGAUGAAGCCCAGAAAGCUUUUAGUGAUCUGACCACAGUAGGAUUACUGCAGCACGAACUGAAUGAUUCAGAGCUGCGGGUUCAGAGUGCUGAGCAGCGAGCCCUGAAGGCUGAAGAAGCUCUGCAGGCAGCAUUAGAUAAGAUUCAAGACCUGGAGAGGCAACUGCAGGGUCGGCCCAGUCUGGAGCCCAAAAGUAGUGAAGAGAAAAAGAAAACACCAGCAUCUACCCCACUUCCAGUAGCACCUCCUGCUCCUCCAAAGAAAACCACAGCUGAAGCCAAACCAACAAGCAGCACCAAAAGGACCAAGAAACGGUGAUCUCACCUGACAGCUCAGUGAAUAUUGAACAUCA